GAAGACGUUUGGGAACGUUACCAAUCUGAACCGUGUGUAUGAGAUUAAGAAGGCCAUCAACACACUGGUACAAGAUGGGGAAGAGUUCACCAAGCAUUUGGGCAAGUAUAGAUCCUUGUGGUCUGAGCUUGAAUCAUUGAGGCCAAGCACCGCGGAUCAAGAGCUACUCAUGGAGAGGAGGGAGCAGGAUCAGGUGUUUGGAUUGCUGCUGACACUAGAUCCUCCAUUCAAUGAUGUGAUCAAGCACAUGUUGAGGAUGCCGAGUCUUCCAUCUAUGGAGGAAGUGUGUGCGCAGAUUCAGAAGGAAGAGGGGUCACUUGGUAUGUUUGGAGGGAAAGGAGACAUGGCUCUGUCCAACAAGGCUGAAGCAAUCCAAGCAAACAAAGCUGCUUACCGUGGAGAGGAAAGGAAGUUCAGUGGAAACUGUGACCAUUGCAAGAAGCCGGGACACAAGAGGAGUCAGUGCUGGAUCCUACACCCCCAUUUGAAGCCGGCCAAGUUCAACAAGGAGAGAGAGGGAAGAGCUCACCUUUCUGCAGAGACAAGUGAAGCCGGCGCAUCAGGAGCUGGCUCAUCUGGUCUUGCGGGUGAAAGUGAAGGAAGAGCCUUAACCUCUCACCACCAAGGAGCUGUGAAGAACAUGGAUCAUGAGGUGAUCAAGAAGUCAGACAUUGAUGCCUUGAUCAAAGCCCUUAAAGAGUCUGGAUAUUGAAAGCAGUAAGUUGAUUGGGCAAGGAGUAACCAAAGGAGAC
Molecule: messenger RNA, 752 nt
Organism: Brassica rapa (field mustard)
Lineage: Eukaryota; Viridiplantae; Streptophyta; Magnoliopsida; Brassicales; Brassicaceae
Source: RefSeq, a predicted model, not a curated record